UUUUUAGUUACCUAAAGAUUAGCGACUUCUGUGCACGUUCUUCGUUGAAAACCUUCGAUCUGCCAACGAAGUGACCUUUUGCUCCAAAUUUAAUGAGCACUAGAGCAUCAUGUAUGCUGCCACGGUGGUGAACAUUAUCAACUUGGUCCAGACUGGCCUGAGCUACCUGGCCAUGGUACAGUUCUCUGCAUAUUUAUGGCCACCAGAUGCUGUCGUUCAAGAUGGAGCUAUCUUCGACUACAUUAUAGUAGGUGCUGGAACUGCCGGUAACGUGCUAGCCAACAGACUAACUGAAGAUAAACACGUGAACGUCCUACUGAUAGAGGCGGGUGGAGACGCUCCAAUAGAUGCCGUUGUGCCCGGCUGUGCAAUAUUCUUAAAGCAAUCAAACUACGACUGGAAUUAUACGACGGAGCCCUAUGUGGUUAACAAACAGUGUCAUCAAAAACCUUACCAUGAACCGAGUUCUGGCAAAAUGUUAGGAGGCACCAGCUCUCUGAACUAUAUGCUGUACUCUCGAGGGCAUCCCACAGACUAUGACAACUGGGCGAGUAUAACUGACGAUGCAACCUGGAAAUGGGAGAACGUACUCCCAUAUUUUAAGAAAAGUGAAAGAAUUGAGGACCCCGUCUUCCUUUCAUCGGACGGUAUGGCUAAUCACGGUUCAAAAGGAUUCGUAGGAUUAACGAAAGAACCCAGUCCACAGUCAGAUCAUGUUUUGAAAAGCUUUGAGGAACUUGGACAUGAUGUAACUAACGAUUCCACAACAGGUUUCGGCUAUGCCGAUUCCUGGGUUUAUAUUGGAAAGGGUGGUCGACAAUCUACUGCUAUGACUUACUUAAAUCCAGCCAAACACCGUGAAAAUUUACAUCUAUUGAAAAAGGCUCACGUAACUAAAAUAAAUUUCGAUCAAAACAAGAAUGCUGAAGGCGUGGAAGUUAUUUUAGAAGAUGGUAAAACUAUUCAUGUAAAAGCGUCGAAAGAAGUUAUUCUAUCUGCUGGUGCAUUCGGUUCAACUAAGAUACUUUUAUUAUCAGGAAUUGGCCCAGAGAAAGAGCUAAAAAGUAAAAAUAUUGAUUGCGUAGCAGAUCUACCAGUUGGAAAAAAUUUACAAGACCACACUGGUGUAGUUUUGGUGUAUUCUAUGGAAAAAGCUGGUCGGUUGAUUACGAACCCUAAUAAACACCCAGCGGCUCCUGUAAUAGGAUAUGUAGCUUUGCACAAAAGCCAUAAGCAUCCAGAUUACCAAACAAUGUCGUUUUACGCGCACUCGAGGCUCGUAUUGUACUUUUGUUCCUUCGCCUACAGAUUGAGUUACGAGAUCUGCGAUAAAAUAUUCACAAGCAGUAUGGGAAAAUAUGAUUUCUUUACCGAAAUUGUUAAUUUAAAUCCAAAAUCUAGAGGCGAAGUGACUUUAAGAAGUUCUGACCCAAUGGAUCCUCCUAUUAUUAAGACUGGUUAUCUAACAGAAGAUGAUGAUAUUGAUAACUUGGUGAAAUAUAUGAAGCGAGUGUCACCUAUUGGAGAUACGACGUAUUUCAAAAGCAUUGGUGCAGCGGAGAUAGAUCCUACACUGGAUCAUUGUUCUGAUUUUAAGAAAGGCACUGAUGAAUACUGGAAGUGCUAUGUCAGUUGUAUGUUUACUGGUUUAAGUAAUUAUGUUGGAACUUGUGCAAUGGGUAGCGUUGUUGAUAGUAAAUUAAAAGUUAUUGGUGUACAAAGAUUAAGAGUUGUUGAUGCAAGUGUUAUGCCUGUUAUAACUCGAGGAAAUACCGAAGGUCCAGUUACAAUGAUUGCCGAAAAAGCUGCCGACUUCAUCAAAGAAGAUAAUCGUGAUAAAUGUUAAUGAAAUUUUUGUUGUACUUUCUUAUUUGUUUUUACUUGUUUAGUUAUUAAAGUAAUCUUUAAAAUUCUCA
Molecule: messenger RNA, 1916 nt
Organism: Spodoptera frugiperda (fall armyworm)
Lineage: Eukaryota; Metazoa; Arthropoda; Insecta; Lepidoptera; Noctuidae
Product: ecdysone oxidase-like
Exons: 4
Coding region: 110-1846 (578 amino acids)
Molecular function (GO): flavin adenine dinucleotide binding; ecdysone oxidase activity
Source: RefSeq, a predicted model, not a curated record